UACUCUGUCAUCAAUGAGAUACGGACGAGUCCAAGAUAAAGUAGAGGAGAGGCAGUUUGUCGGUUACUAGUUCUAAUAUUGAUAAUUACCAAAUUUUUGAGGAGUGCAAGCAAAAAUUGCAUUCAGUAGGUAGUAAAAUUAAUGUAUAGUGUAUAUCCAUGAAGUGAGCACCGAAAUUCAGUGUCAAAAUAGUGGUAGUAGAAUACAGAGGAAACCGUACCUCCCCCUCGUAGUAACAGUAAAUCGUUCUAAUCGCGUAGUGCAGCUGACUAUACGUACAAUUGGUAGUAAGGCCCGGUCAGAGAAAGCAAUAGUAGUAAGCUUCCCAGGAAAUGUCAACUUAAUAUAGUGGAGGCUUGUUAUUAGACUAAAUAUCGGUGUUGUAGAAUGCUUGCGCGAGUUGGAUAAACUUUUUCGGUGAAACGUUUGUGAAAUCGGCAACUGUGGCGGCAAAACCGGAAAAACGACAGAUCCGCAAACGAAAUAUGCUGAAGUUCCUCACCUAUAAGUUAAGAACUCAUUCAAUAAACGAUGAUAAUUUCGCAAAGGCUGAUGAAGAUCACGACUCUGGUACAGAAUCUGACGAUGAAAUAGAAGAUCAUGUCUUGAACACUGUCGAAAUGUCUGAAAGAAUAUGCAAUAACGUGUCUCCAGCAGAUACAGGUUGCUCGAUGGAGAGUCCCGCUCCUGACCGGGAACACGAUCCGCACUCCUCAGAAGAAGAACUGGAGGUGAUUAAUAAUUCUAAAGAGGCACGCUCGUCAGAACGAACGUUUCACCACCACCAUCAUCACCUUAACCACAAUCAUCCGCAAGGACAGCAGCCGCAACGAGCCACGUCUGUGUGUUUGCCGGAAAAACGGAAGUGGUCUCAAAGGGGUGAUAAUACUGUCGAAACCUCUGCAGUCACCGGUAUCUUUGACUGUAGUACCCGUUACAGUCCUGAAAAUGAAGAAAAUAUGUCCCAUUACGGCAACAUCAGUUCGUCCGCAUCACCUUGUUCACUCUAUGGAGGUAACAAGUUCGGUGACGAUGCCGUCCAUCUAGAGCAUUCCGAAGUUGUUUUUAAAGGUUCUUCAGAUGACGAAGUACACCAUUUAUUGGCUACUCCCGUGCAGUUUCGAACGUCACCACCUCUGGAGGCUGUGAGACCUGGCGGAAAAACUCCGAAUCACAUAAUUAGGUCCCUUAGUCCUCCUUCGAAAUUACUUCACUAUGAGGUAUCCCCCAGGAAACGGUCACGGCAUACGAGACACACCCACAUUCAGAGGCCUUGCUUAGACUUCGAAAAAAUGCAACAAUUGAAAGCUCGUUCAGUGACGCCAUGGCGUAAUAGUGGCGAACACGGUGGAGAACUGUCUGUAUUCUGUUGGUGAGACAAGCUCACCGGGCGUUACCAUCUGCCCAACAUCGAGUCUAGAAUCCUUCCUGAAAUUAACUCGCCAGCGUCUGAACAGACAGACUUCACAUCCUUACCUGAUCUGCGAUUAAAUCAUCUCAGCUGUGAAUAAACCACUCUACACACUUAUUACACGUGUACUUAGCGGGUGCACGCACACUCGUACGAAACACAGAUACACACUUUCACUUUCAAUUCACAUACACCACACUAUAAGUAUGGUUAAAUGUUCACGCUACAGACGAACUGUUCAAAAUUAAUGCGUAAAUCAACUUCGUGUUCCCAUAUUGCAUAAACUAUUUCUCUGAACCAUUUAAGAAUUCGCUUAAUACAGCACCAAAUUAAAAUAUUUUUAUGUGUAAAGUACUUUCUUCUAAACACAUUCAGCACCAUAUACAUAACAUUAAUUCCCACUCGAUAAAAAUUCACUUUCUUCCAGUUUCGAUAUUAAAAGAUUCUCAUUUCUUUUAUUCUUAGAUUGGCUAUUUUUCAUCAAGUGAUAAAUACAGACAGAUCGACGGUUUCUUUAGUAGUUACAAUAGACUCUCAAAAAAUAUAGGGUGCUGCUGAGUGUAAUAAAACUGUUCCUUAUUUUCAGUUUAUCGUCUCGUAGUAUAUACCUAAUUAAAAUUUUUAUUUUUUGCUUGUAACAAAUCCAACCCAGGCCACUGCAGUAUCUAAAUUAUAUAGUGAAAAACACUAUUUGAAAUAACUUUCGUGGUAUUUCCUUGACUCUUGGAAUAUCUCCUACCUUUAUUUUUUAUUAUUUUAAGGGCUGCUAAGAGCUGGACUUUAGCAGUUUAUAUCUUUUUCAUUUAAAUAUAGAAUUAUAAAAAUUUGGUACUAGUGUCCAAUAUAAAAUCUGAACAAAAUUGAAAUUUUUAAUUAUAUCUAUUAAAUUAUUAAAAGAAAUAAAAUGUACUGAGGGUAGUCUUGAUAUUUCCUGAACUAUUUUUAUCUUGUUAAAACACUGCAGUGGCUAUGUAGCACUCUAUUAUUGUUGAUUACCUUUUUUCUUAAUACGCGAAUUUUUCAUAGUACCUUAAGUUUUCCACUAAUGAUUUUCGUUUAAUACAAUGUGAUAUAACUUUUUAGCGUAAGUUUAUUCAUUUACUUUAUUUCUGAAUAUAAACAACAAAAUUAAUUUCAAUGUAAAAUAAUUAACGAAAAAAUCGUCACAUUAUAACCCCUGCCACCACUUUUUUGCGAUUAUUUGGUUUUUAUAGUUUGAUCUGAUAACAUAUUCAAUAGUAAUAGUUUUGCUGUAAAUAUUACUAGAUACAUAUUUCACUCAUUUGAAUUUGUUCCUAUAACAGCCACUAAGUUACUACAUACUAAUUAUCUGCAGGGUGACCGCCGAGUUUUUUUUUUUCACUUUUCAAUCAUAAAUGUUUGUACGACAACGACAAAUAAGUAAGAUAUUUGACAUUUAACAAUGCAAUAAGAGAACAUAUUGUUCUGUGGAGCUUCGUUGGGCCUAAAAACAAUGUUUGCAACUGUUUACCAUAAAAAAGAGCCUAAAAAUAUUUCUGAUAGUCUUUAUAAAAAUCCGUACAAGGCGCCAAGCUCUUGUUAAAACGCACAAAACGUGAAUUCCACCCUACCAUCAAUUGUGAUUAAAAUUAGACAUUUUGGUCACCCAGUAUAUCAUAGAUCGUAAUUACCUUACCUGCCUGCCUAUAUUUAAAUUUUGAUAUAAAUUAUUCAUAACUGCGUCUCUUACAUUCAAUUUUUAAACACGAUGUAUAAUUUGCUUACCACAAGUAAUAAAGAGGGAAACGAUAAAAUCAAAAUUACAGAAACAUUUUCCCAAGAGACAGUAUCAUAGCCCCUAAAGUUAUUGUUGUUUAGAAUGAAUAAAGUAGAUGUAUUAUAUAUGAUAGGAUUUUCAACAAAUUUAAAGACUUAUACAAAUGGUAUGUUUGUGAAUGUGUUUGCUAUACUGUGAAUAUAUAUUGUAGAAAUAAUAGAGUGGUUCCAGAAAUAUUACUUAUAUUUUAUUUACUAUUACUUUAUCCUAAUGUUUAAGAUAUACCUAACAGCUUAUUUAAACUUUGCUUUCUCUGUAGUCAACGUUAAAAGAGCUACCUAAGAUUACUCUACACAUAAGUUAACAAGUAAGAGUUUACUUUUUAUUUGUAACUUGAUUUUAACGACACAUUUAUUGAUACCCGUAGUAUAUUGCAAGAGAGCAGAUUUAAAAAGAUUUGCUGAAAAAUGUACCGAAAGUUGCCAUUUUCUGUUUCUUUAAUAAUGAUUCCAGGGUAAGCAUUUUCUUCACUUGUAUGUUUUUGUGUAAAAGAAUAUUAUAUAUAGUUAAUAUUGCUAUAUAUAUACAUCAGAUAUAUAUAUACAAAUAUUUAUAUAUAAUCACAGGAUAGUCGAUAGAAUGUGCAAAAAUUAUAAGCGAUAUAUAAGUACAUGUAUGUUUAGAGUAAACUUAAAUACCUAUGUGUUUGUUUAACCGAACCCAGUGAUGUGUUAAGUAUUUCUGCAUAAUCUAGUGCAGCGAGAAUAGUGUUACUUUGACUCUUUUGUGAUAUAUCUUCAAAUAAAUGUCACAUAAAAACAAUUAGUUGUAGCAACUUUUAGACUGCAAAAUUUGAUAUAUCCAAAAUGCUCAUAAUUUGUGUACAAUAUAUUCUAAAAUUACAAAAACUAUUCAGGGAUUCGUUGUUUUUAUGUGGCUGUACUGCACCGUGUAAGAAUUAGUUGCAAUAAUCAUGAGUUUAGUUAUGUUACUUAACAUUGUAUCUAAUAAAUAUUUUUUAUCACGAA
Agrilus planipennis (emerald ash borer) is the source of this 4177-nucleotide messenger RNA. RefSeq names its product TSC22 domain family protein 1-like. The record is from RefSeq and is a predicted model, not a curated record. The transcript is spliced from 5 exons. NCBI's taxonomy places the organism in Eukaryota, Metazoa, Arthropoda, Insecta, Coleoptera, Buprestidae. Bases 486 to 1376 code for a protein of 296 amino acids.